Lottia gigantea (owl limpet) is the source of this 1326-nucleotide messenger RNA. RefSeq lists its product as hypothetical. Gene Ontology annotation, cellular component: KICSTOR complex; lamellipodium; actin cytoskeleton. The record is from RefSeq and is a predicted model, not a curated record. Lineage: Eukaryota; Metazoa; Mollusca; Gastropoda; Lottiidae. Bases 1 to 1326 code for a protein of 441 amino acids. The transcript has 2 exons. Gene Ontology annotation, biological process: cellular response to amino acid starvation; negative regulation of TORC1 signaling; actin filament organization. Gene Ontology annotation, molecular function: actin filament binding.
AUGUCUGUAAGUGACAGAAGUUGGACAUGGACUGAUGCGCAUUACUGCAGUUUACCGUCACAGACUAAUAUUUAUGGUUUAGCCAGAAUCAAGAGUGGUGGGGGAAACAGACUGCUUGUAGCUUCAUUAAAAGGAGAUACUCCCAUCACUCUUGUUAGUUUUGAUUACAAGCAGAAUAAACUGAAGCCAUCAACUAGAACUGUUCAAUUUACUUACAUACCAGCAGAUGCUGAGAUAGCUUCAAUUGAUGUCAUGAACAGAUUUGAUCCAGAUUCAACCUUGGUUGUUGGAAUAACAUUUAUCAGACAUCAAAGUCAUGAUGGCAAAAGGACAGGGCAAUUUCUAAACUUGUAUUUCUCUUUCCAAGGAAAUGAAGGUGAAACUGAAGAAAUGAUGACGAAAACUAUAGAACUCUCCUAUGUACCGUUUCAGUUGACCCAUACAGUGUUAUUGAAAGAUGAUGUACCAGAGGCAGUGAUUUUGUUGAGUGGGGGAGAUAAAACAAUACACAUGUAUAGAGAUGUGGCAGAUAAUAAUUUCCAGGAAGAAAAUACUGUGGAAUAUUUCCCUGAGUUUAUCGUGUUUGAAAGCAAUGUUUUAAAGUUUGUUAUGAAAUAUAUAGAUAAUUGUCAAAAACGGUUAACAGCAAUGGGGUUUCAAAGUGGUCAAAUUCGUUUAACACUUGUUGAUGUGAAAGAAAAUACUGUAUUAAAAAAUUGGACUGAUGAACAUAACAGUCCAGUUACAUCUUUAGUUUUAUUCAAUCCACAAAAUCAAGCACCAUGUCCCCAAUUUAUAGAUUCUAAUCAAAGUGAAGAUGGGAUAGAAGAUGAGGAAAAUAAUGACUUUAGCUUAUUGGUGACAAGUGCUUUAAUGCCAGCUACUGUUUAUCGUAAUGUUUUAACUAAUGCUUUAGAUGAUUAUUUACUAAUACCAGAUAGUGACAAAUAUGACACUCCAUUAUGCUCCUGUGUUGUGGACAUUGAUUUUGAUGGACAUAAUGAAAUUUUAUUGGGAACCUAUGGCCAGGAAUUGCUAGCUUAUAAAUUUGUUGUUGAUAAAUCUCGUAGUAAAAAGGGCAGUUAUGAAUUAUUAUGGACUAGAAGUUUUGCAUUCCCUGUGACUGGUUUAGAUAGUUUAGAUAUAAUGGGAGACGGUAUGAAAGAUCUUUGUGUGGUGACCUUAAAAGGUCUCCAUAUUCUACAGCCUGAUUUACCAGAGGUAGCUGAAGUAUGUUUAGAAAGGUUAAUACUAUUAGCUGAAUCUGGAUCAGAGAUUGGAGAUGAUUAUCUCCAAUUACAAAAGGAACUUGUUGAACUAAACUGA